UUGGAGUUAGUCAAAGACUUCCGAACGGAGUCCGCUCCAUUCCGAGUCCCUUUGCCCCCGUCGCGGUCCAAUCAGCUGGGCCCGAUAGGGAGUGGAUGGGCUAUCAUCCUCUCUGCCUCCGUCACGCGUGACCCGAUCUCGAGGCUGCCAGUGUGACUCCUUCAUCCUCCUCCAUUCUCUCUCUCUCUCCCCCCUUCCCUUUCAUUCAUUCAUCCAUUCAUUCUCUCUGCUCUCCCAUCCCUCUCCCCUCCCGUCUCUCAUCGUGCCAUCCAGUAGUCACCCUCCUGCUGGCUCAUCCGUCUCAAACAACUAUAUCCUCUCCGUCCCGCCCUUUGUCUCCUUAUCGCCGUGUCUUAUCCGGGGUCCCCUUCCCACCGCUACGAGAGUCUCUAUACUCCAUUCGAGAAAGAUUCAAGCUUCACUACAUCACAGUCACAUAGUGUCCGGCACAGCCAACGAGAAUGCCUCCCCCGAUUUUACACCAUAUCCAGGCGGUGCUCCCGCAACACUGCGAACCGACAACACCCUUCCUCGCGGCCGUAUCCUCAUACCUCCACAUCUGUCUCCCCACACCGUUAGCGUUGAUCUCCUCCGUGCUGGGCACUCUCAGUAUCGUGUCGUGGCUAUUCGCUCAGCUUCCACAAAUCUACAAGAAUUUCCAAAUACAGUCGACAGCCGGCUUGUCACUGUUCUUCCUCGUGGAGUGGUGUUUGGGUGAUACCAGCAACCUUAUCGGUGCCCUGCUGACCCGGCAAGCCGGCUGGCAGGUCAUCGUGGCUGGCUAUUAUGUGUGUGUCGACGUGACUCUUGUCUUCCAGUACUUCUGGUACACACACUACAAGAGGCGGUACGACGGCUACGGCGCCCUCUCUCAUACCGACUACGACCAUGCACCGGGAAGUGUCUUGGAAGGGGUCUCCUUCUCCGAGAAUGACUCGUUCGGCCAGGCCCCACGCUCUACAGAGUUUCCCACUCCGUCGAAUCCCAAGGAUAUGAAGGAUAUCAAGGAGCCUGCGGUGACGACCUCAAACGGUCAAUCACCAUCCUACUCCAAUGAGAAACUGAGCUCCUCCAAGCGCUCAAUUACCCGAUCCGGCAGUGGCCCUAGUCUCCCAAUGGGUUCCCCACGCACGCUGUUGCUGGCAUCUAUGCUCUGCGCUGUCGUGGCCAAUGCCGCCCCGACAGAGCAGCAAGCAGCCUCAGACUCCUCACAACAGACCCUCGAAAUCCUCGGCCGGAUCAUCUCCUGGAUGUCGACAUUCCUCUACCUUGGCUCCCGGCCCCCCCAACUCUACAAGAACUACUGCCGGAAGAGCACCUCCGGCCUCUCCCCCUUGCUCUUCAUGGCUGCCUUUUGCGGAAACCUCUUCUACUCCGCCUCCCUUCUGACCAACCCCAACGCCUGGUACGACUUCCCUCCCUAUGGAGGCGGCGGCUGGGCCGAUGCAGGCGGCAACAACCGCAUCGAAUGGGUGACCCUAGCCACUCCUUUCUUCCUGGGAGCCUUCGGUGUGCUAGCCUUUGACGGUAUGAUGGGCGUGCAGUUUCUCAUGUACGGGUCGCGCGACGACGAGUCCAUCAUGCAGGUCGAAGACCCCAAAGACGGACGUGGUCGUUGGACUCGCGUCCGGGGCUGGAUGAGGGGCUGGAUCCCUUCUGUGUCCCCCGAGCGAGGAUUCCCCUCCGACGCCACUGUCCCUCCCCAGGAGAACCAAUCUCUCCUGCAGAACGAGCGUGAGAGAUAUGGUACAGUUUGAUUUUGUCUCAUGCUGUCUUACUAUACCCCUUUUCGCUAUUUUUGUUUUCUGCAUAUCGGUACUGCAUCCCAAGGCAGGUAUCUGCAUACAACAGGCGAACAUGAUCAUUCACGACGUUAUGGCUAUCCAACCUAUCUCCUUAUCACAGGAAUAGACUUUAUUGCUUUUGGCUCUCGAUAUUUCCCUGCUUUCUGCAUUAUCACUUUAUUUCUUGGAGUUCUCCUCAUCCGAGGAAGGGUGGGUGACUAGGUACCUAGAAUGUCUUCAUACCGAAGACUCGGGGCAUACAUAGCAUUGCUUUCAGA
Molecule: messenger RNA, 2062 nt
Organism: Aspergillus ibericus CBS 121593
Lineage: Eukaryota; Fungi; Ascomycota; Eurotiomycetes; Eurotiales; Aspergillaceae
Product: PQ-loop repeat-containing protein
Exons: 1
Coding region: 462-1757 (431 amino acids)
Source: RefSeq, a predicted model, not a curated record